Messenger RNA from Xiphophorus maculatus (southern platyfish), 1395 nucleotides. RefSeq names its product B2 bradykinin receptor-like (gene bdkrb1). NCBI's taxonomy places the organism in Eukaryota, Metazoa, Chordata, Actinopteri, Cyprinodontiformes, Poeciliidae. Bases 83 to 1189 code for a protein of 368 amino acids. Gene Ontology annotation, molecular function: bradykinin receptor activity. Gene Ontology annotation, cellular component: membrane. The transcript has 2 exons. The record is from RefSeq and is a predicted model, not a curated record. Gene Ontology annotation, biological process: G protein-coupled receptor signaling pathway; response to mechanical stimulus; inflammatory response.
CACUGCUGCGGACUGGAGCCGAAGCUCGGUGUGCAGAGCUCAGACCUGCUGCAGAAGGAGCGUUCUCGUCCAGCUGCAGCUCAUGGAGUCUCUUCCGCCUGUAUCUACGGCCUCCUGGUCUGACAACAGCAGCUCGUUUCUCCCGUUCGGCCCGUCGGUCGCUCCACACUCCACAGACUGGGAGACGAUCUACACCGUCGUCCCUCCCUACAUCUUCAUCCUGUCGCUGCUGGGUCUUCUCCUCAACUGCUUCGUCCUGGCCGUGUUCGCAACCCACAAAGACUGCCUGACCGUGGCGGAGAUCUACCUGUGCAACCUGGCGCUGGCCGACUUCCUGCUGCUGUGUGGCCUCCCGUUCUGGGCCAUGUACAUCCUGAACCACUUCAACUGGUCGUACGGAGAUGCUUUGUGCAAACUGGUCAACUCCAAUGUCGUCAUCAAUUUCUACACCAGCAUCUACACCCUGGUCAUGAUUAGCAUCGACCGCUAUCUGGCGCUGGUGAAAACCAUGAUGGCGCGGUGGCUGAGACAGACACUGUAUGCUAAGAUAGCCUGCUUCGUCCUGUGGAUGUUUGGACUGCUUCUCAGUCUGCCAACAAUAAUUCACAGGAAGGUCAAGUUUAUUGAGGAGUACAAUACCACUUCCUGCAUUCUAGAUUACACCUAUGGAAGUCCUUGGAAGCUUGCCCAUCAGAUUAUGCUGAACGUCUUAGGCUUCGCGCUUCCUCUCCUUGUCAUUGUUUUCAGUAGCUGGAAUAUAAUCAAGGCUUUGGCUCAGAGGACGGAAAAUCUCACAUUUCACGACUUCAACGAUACAAAGGCUACGGUGCUGAUCUACGCCGUCAUGCUGCUAUUUUUACUGUGCUGGGGCCCCUUCCAGGUCCUCACCUUCAUCGACACGCUGUGUGAUGUGGAAGUGCUGGACGGAGAGCUGUGGUCUCAAACUCUCAGCUUGGGCGAUCAGGUUUCCGUGUACCUGGCCUUUCUCAACAGCCUGCUGAACCCGCUGCUCUACGCCUUCUCUGGUCAGUACUUCAGAAGGAAAGUUAUUGCCGUCUACAGGAGGGCCAGACAGCAGCGCAGAGGGUCAGACAUGGCCACACAUCAGCGAUCGCUGGUGUCUACGUUUGUCAACAGAACAGAGCAAUUACAGCCGGUGGUCAUUGUUAAUGCUAAAGAUCAAAUAUGACUCUAAAGACUUCCUCCUCUGCUCUUCAUAUGAUGGCAGGAAGUAGGCGGCAUUAGUAGAGGAUGUUAUUUUACUCUUGUCCACUUUCAUGGUUACAGAUUCAGUGACAUCUUUGUCCUGAACUGUGAGCUUUUUGUAUGUUUUGUUCCUUUUAAAGUCUUGUUUACAUUUAUUGUCAUUUUUCACAGGUGAACAUCUGAAAUAAA